Molecule: messenger RNA, 1914 nt
Organism: Leptomonas pyrrhocoris
Lineage: Eukaryota; Euglenozoa; Kinetoplastea; Trypanosomatida; Trypanosomatidae
Exons: 1
Coding region: 112-1914 (600 amino acids)
Source: RefSeq, a predicted model, not a curated record
GCGUGAUACAUGCUGUGAAGUCAACAUAUACAUAUACAUACAUGUAAAGGAAUUCACAAGAGUUCCAGAGGGUAGUAGUUUUUUUUGUUUGUUUUUUUCAAGCAAGUGGAAAUGUUCGCGACCCUGUUCCACGUGGUGCUGUUCGUUGCGGCCAUCAUCGGCCUCCUGGCCAUUAAACAACGGCGGCUGCGGCACUUCCCUACCCGCCGCACGCACAUCCCACGCCGCAGCGCGGAGGGCACCAUUUGGCUGCAGCGUGCUGUGAACGCCACCUUAGACAUGCUUCACUGCGCUCUGGCAGAACAACAUAAAGGGGACGGAGGGCCAGUGUCUGCUGCUGCCGCGAAUACGAAUGCGAAUGCCAGUGGUGCUGCUGCGUCUGGUCCGACCCCCACAACGAGGCCGUCCGCAGCAGCAGCAGCAGCAGCAGCAGCAGCAGCAGCGGGGAAGGCGCCUUCGACGCACGAUGACGACUCAGGAAGCGACGGUAGCGCCGAGGUGCUCUCCGACUUGCCCUUCUUGAACACCUUGAAAGCCCAAUUAGAAGAACAGAUUAGUGCGUUGCUGGAAGACAACGGCAUCACCUCGUUCGCCGACUUCCGCAUUAAAGACUGGGGUGGGAAGCCGCCGCUGGUGAAGGCGGUGUGGCUCUCGCACGGCGGCGGUGCCGGCCCGUCCAGCAGCCUCAGCACCAGCAACAGUGGUAAUACGAACGGCAUGAGCAGCGUCACCGGCAGCGGUGGUGGCCUGGGCGGAAGUCCCAACUCCAACGUGAAUGGCGAUGGCCCGCUGGCGGGGCAGCGGGGAAGUGGCGGGGGUGUCGUCCAAAGCAUGGCCAGCGGUUCCUCCGCAGCGGGCAGUCCGAGUGCUCUUGGCCCGCAGCACUACCCCUCCUUAAGCGGUAAUCAACCCCUGCAUUCCAGCGUCGUGGGCCGCGGCGCGCAGCUUGGGUUGACGACGGUGUUUACAAGUAAUAGCAGCAACGGCGAUGAUGCAGGUGGUCUGACUAGUGUUGGUGGGGGUGGGGGAGUACGGGAGCACAGCUUGGCCGGCUCGAUGUUGCACGCCAGUCGGCUGGGGGGCCUAAACAGCAAUAGCAACGGCAGCGGCAGUGCGACGAACCUAGCGAUGAGCGCGGCGGAUUCAUCCGCUGGGGUUGGCGGUGGUGGCGGCAGUGGUGGUGGGGCGACGGCGGCGGGAACGACAUCCGCGGCUGCCGCCUCGCUGACGACCGGUAGGAAUGCUUCGGACACCACGCGGUCCCUCUCUACCUUGGAGGCGGAGGUGGAGGUGGAGUACAGCGGCAACUUCAGUGUCUCGCUGAACGCAGACGUGCCGAUUGCGCGUGGGCGAUAUCUGCAAGUGUACGCGUCGAUCAGCGACGUUCGCGUGUUUGCUGCCCACGUGCGGCUUCGCCUCUCCCUCGAGUACGAACCCGCCACCGUGGAGUCUCCGCAGCCGCAACCCUAUCUCCUCGGCACGCUGUGGCUUGUAUCGGACCCUGUCUUCGAUGUUGCCUUCCACUCCACCCUCAGUCAGUAUCGUGUUCGUGACUUCUUCCUCGUGCCCAAGCUCAUUAAAUUUUUCCUCUUACGCUUUCUGCGCAACAAGCUUCGACCUACUACAUCGCCACCCCCGCCCUCAUCGUCCCCCUCGACCAAUGCGGCAGCCCGGCACGCCAACGCACGCCGCCGCCGCCAGGGAGCAGCAGGCGCAGCAGGAGGUGGCGGUCAGGGCACACCGGACGAAGCAGCCGCAGAAGGAGACCGGGCGUCAUCGGACGCGUCUGGGCUUUCGUUUCGCAUUCAGCUGCCGGCGGACGUGGUGGAUGGCGGGGAGCAGUGGUGGUCGUCGAUGGCGCAUGACACCAUGAGCGAACGCCCUGCGCCGUUUAUGCGGGCGUACCAUCCAUGA